Colletotrichum graminicola M1.001 is the source of this 1638-nucleotide messenger RNA. RefSeq lists its product as uncharacterized. Gene Ontology annotation, biological process: carbohydrate transport; transmembrane transport. The coding region runs from base 1 to 1638 and encodes 545 amino acids. The record is from RefSeq and is a predicted model, not a curated record. NCBI's taxonomy places the organism in Eukaryota, Fungi, Ascomycota, Sordariomycetes, Glomerellales, Glomerellaceae. Gene Ontology annotation, molecular function: carbohydrate:proton symporter activity. Gene Ontology annotation, cellular component: membrane. The transcript is spliced from 12 exons.
AUGGCCAAGCCUGUUAACCAGACCUCCUCGCUUGGAGACGAGAAGCGAGACGUCGCCAGCACCGAUUUUCAAGAAGACGCGCCCCCUGCCGUGGUCGCGGCCGCUACUGCCCACGAGAUUGCCCACGAGGUCGAUGAUGGCAAAUACUCACCCUGGACCAAGUCCAUGUUUUACCUCUACGCAGUGCUCUUUGUUGCAUACUGCUGUGGUGCGCUGAACGGUUAUGACGGAUCACUCAUGGGUGCGCUUAACGGAAUAGGCUCGUACCAGCGGACGUUCAACAUGAAAACCUCGGGUUCAGAGACCGGUAUUGUCUUCAUGAUGUACAACGUUGGAUCAGUUUGCGCCAUCGCUUUUACGGGGCCCGUCAACGACCUGCUCGGUCGCCGUUGGGGAAUGUUCAUCGGUGCGCUCCUGAUUAUCGUGGGCACAUGCAUCCAAGCUACGAGCAAAGCCAUUCCGCAGUUUCUUGGAGGCCGAUUCCUUCUGGGUUUUGGUGUUUCUUUUGCCUGUGUCUCCGCACCCACAUACGUGAGCGAGUUGGCUCACCCCAAGUGGAGAGGUACUCUGACUGGCCUCUACAACUGCAUGUGGCCCGUGGGCGCCAUCAUCGCUGGUUGGGUAGCAUAUGGCGCAGAGCAAAUCCCUGGUGACGACGGAUGGCGGGUUCCUGUUUGGUGCCAAUUGAUCACUUCCGGAAUCGUUAUAAUCUUUGUGUUUUUUCUACCCGAGAGUCCCCGAUGGCUUGUUGCCAACGACAGACACGAGGAGGCAGCCAAGAUCCUCACGGCCUUGCACGGAGAGUCAGACCCAAACCACCCCAUCGUACAGCUACAGAUGAAGGAGAUGAUGGCCCAGAUUUCCAGCGAAGCCAGUGACAAGAGAUGGUGGGAUUACCGAGAGUUGUGGGAUACUCACUCUGCUCGUAGGAGACUCAUUUGCGUUCUCGGUAUGGCUAUUAUGGGACAGGCUUCAGGCAAUUCUCUGUCAAGUUACUAUCUUGUAACCAUGAUGAACACGGCUGGCAUCACAGACAGGAGUAAGGUCCUGGCCCUCAAUGCUGUCAACAGCGUUCUCGGUCUGCUCGGUAGUCUCAUCGGCGCCCGCCUUACUGACCGCGUUGGCCGACGACCACUCUUGAUCUACAGCAUUCUCUUCUGUUCUAUGACUUUCGCUGUCAUCACUGGAACGUCCAAGAUGGCCGUCGACGACCCCAGCAAUACCAACGCUGCAAACACCACGAUUGCUUUCGUCUUCCUCUUUGGUAUCAUUUUCUCUCUGGGUUGGACUGCCCAGCAGAGCAUGUAUAUCGCAGAAACCCUCAGCACAUCCACUCGUGCCAAGGGUACUGCCGUCGGCAACUUUGCGUCCUCGGCCAUCUCCUUGGUCCUCGCAUACAGCUCUGGUCCCGCGUUUGAGCAGAUUGGCUACUACUUUUAUCUGGUUUUCGUCUUCUGGGAUAUCCUGGAGGCUGUCUUCAUCUACUUUUUAUUCCCAGAAACCAACCACCGUACGCUUGAAGAACUGGAGGAGGUAUUCUCUGCACCAAACCCAGUCAAGAAGAGUUUGGAGCCUCGUAGCGCAUCAACCGUGUUGGACACCAUGAAGGUCGCCGAUGAGAAACUUGGAUAUGUAUAG